UUGUUCAUUUUAACUGCACCUUCUGUACCGUCUUGCAAUCCUCUUUAUCAUCUUUCAUUUUCAUUCGAAACAUACUCGAACAUGUAAAUACUCAUGCUAUUGUGAAUGCAAUAUAAUAUAGUGUUGAUAAGAAAAUUAGAUUUGAACGUUCUCUUUUAGUUUUGCAUAUCUUUUCGAUGAUAUUUGCAAUAAUCAAAAUUCUGUUCGUAUAUUUUAUGACAUAGCCUCCAAUGUAUCCUCGGCUCUUAUUGAAUCUUUGCGAACGAUCUUUAUAUCGUGCUUCGAAUUGCAUUAGAUUGGAUGUUAAAAGACUCAGUAAUGCUGCUAAUAAGGACGAGAAAAAUUUACCUGAGGUUAACUCCACGAAAUUUCCUGAUUAUAAAGUGAUUUAUAUAUUUCCUUCUAUCAAACAAGUUUGUGCUUUAAACGUCGUAAAAAACCGGUUCACUGUACUCAGUGGAGUAGCCGCACCUGUGCUCAUUGGCCUUAAAUACACCAAUAUCCUAUCUUUCGAGACAAGUAUUAGUUUAUUAUUAGCUGGAAUUCUAAUGGUAAUAUGGCUGCAUACUCUUGGAAUUUUUUGCAACCGCCUUAUAGGAUAUAUAUACUUCAAAGCAGACGAACAAAAAGUAAUACUGUCUUAUACAGAUUACUGGGGGAAGAGGAUAGACUUGAUGGUUCCUGUCAAUGAAAUUACUCCCCUAUCAGAGAACCCGAGAAGUAUCACUGAUCCUCUGUAUAGAAAAGUAACAAUAUCUUCGCAAAAGAAGAAAUUGAAGAUAAACACGAAGAUAGGACAGAUAACUGAUAUUAACAAUUUUACAUACGUUUUAGGAAUGGUUUAACAGUUUUCUUGUGAAUUAUGUCGUUACAUUUUAAGAUCAUUUUAUUUAUACAUGUAAAAUUAACAUCUUAUUUAUAUCCAUCUAAAGUGUGCAUAUGCCCGAUUAGCUU
This is a messenger RNA of Pogonomyrmex barbatus (red harvester ant), 954 nucleotides long. Its product is annotated as transmembrane protein 186. The record is from RefSeq and is a predicted model, not a curated record. Gene Ontology annotation, cellular component: mitochondrion. Lineage: Eukaryota; Metazoa; Arthropoda; Insecta; Hymenoptera; Formicidae.